Anarrhichthys ocellatus (wolf-eel) is the source of this 5138-nucleotide messenger RNA. It is a transcript of the gene trpc4apa, whose product is annotated as transient receptor potential cation channel, subfamily C, member 4 associated protein a. NCBI's taxonomy places the organism in Eukaryota, Metazoa, Chordata, Actinopteri, Perciformes, Anarhichadidae. Gene Ontology annotation, molecular function: phosphatase binding. The record is from RefSeq and is a predicted model, not a curated record. Gene Ontology annotation, cellular component: Cul4A-RING E3 ubiquitin ligase complex. Gene Ontology annotation, biological process: ubiquitin-dependent protein catabolic process. The coding region runs from base 57 to 2381 and encodes 774 amino acids. The transcript has 18 exons.
GUCAUCAGAGCCCUCCACUUCCUGCCGUGAACAGCUCAGUUCAGGAAGAAGAAACAAUGGCGACGCUUCUGGGCUCCGAGUCCCCCUGUACCGGAGGAAAACGGAGACAUUGCAACGGCAGUAUCGUCACGAAGUUCACGGCUAGUAAAAUAACUGGUCAGGGUUUCAGUCGAGGGACGGAGCUCCCAGGAGGCCUGCUCCAGGAGAGAGAUAAACGGGCCAAGUGGCAUGGCAUCCCUACUCUGCUGCAGAGGCUCUACGAGAGCAGCCAUCCAAACAGUGACCUCUCCAACGCUCACAGCUUUCUUAAGGUAUUAUCAUCCCAGCUCUCCAUGGAGGCCAUGUCUUUUGUCACGGAGGACAGAAAGACCGCUCAGGAAUCCACCUUCCCCAACACGUACACCUUUGACCUCUUCGGUGGAGUUGAUCUGCUUGUGGAGAUCUUGAUGAGACCCACAUUAACUAUGCAGAAGAAGAAAAACAAUCUGAAUGAUGACUUGGUCAAGGACUGCCUUAGUGUUCUCUACAACUGUUGUAUAUGUACGGAGGGGGUCACGAAAAGCCUGGCAGCGAGGGACGACUUUGUGCUGUUUCUUUUCACCCUGAUGACCAACAAGAAGACCUUCCUGCAGACGGCUACCCUAAUCGAAGAUAUUCUCGGAGUUAAAAAGGAGAUGAUCCAGUUAGAGGGCAUCCCCAAUCUGUCGGGCCUGGUCCAGAGCUUUGACCAACAGCAGCUCGCUAACUUCUGCCGCAUCCUCUCCGUCACCAUCUCUGAGCCGGAUGUCGGAAACGACGACAAGCACACCCUUUUAGCCAAAAAUGCACAGCAGAAACGCAACGCCAGCCCAUCGCUGGCAGAGGUCAACCAGGUAACCCUGCUGAACAUCCCUGGCUUCAUUGAGCGGUUGUGUAAGCUGGCCACUAGAAAGGUGUCUGAGGCCACAGGGGCGAACUUCCUGCAGGAGCUGGAGGACUGGUACACAUGGCUGGACAACGCUCUGGUGCUGGACGCCCUCAUGCAGAUGGCGACCGAGGAGGCCGAACAAAGCAGUACAGAGUCGUCCGAUGAGAGCUCCCUGGCCACUAGCCCUCUGAGACACCGACUGCCCCAGUCCAUGAAGAUCGUCCAUGAGAUCAUGUAUAAGGUGGAGGUGCUCUAUGUGCUGUGUGUCCUUCUUAUGGGCCGACAGAGGAACCAGGUCCACAAGAUGCUGGCUGAGUUCCGUCUCAUCCCGGGACUCAACAACCUGUUUGACAAGCUGAUCUGGAGGAAAUACACUGCCUCUAAUCAUGUGGUCCACGGCCAGAACGAGAACUGCGACUGCAGUCCGGAAAUAUCCUUCAAAAUCCAGUUCCUGCGGCUACUUCAGAGUUUCAGUGAUCACCAUGAGAACAAAUACCUCCUGCUGAAUAGCCAGGAGCUGAAUGAACUGAGUGCCAUAUCCAUGAAGGCCAACAUCCCAGAGGUGGAAGCACUGGUCAACACAGACAGAAGCCUAGUGUGUGACGGGAAGAAGGGCCUCCUCACACGCCUCCUCACCGUCAUGAAGAGGGAGCCUCCAGACUCGUCAUUCAGAUUCUGGCAGGCGAGGGCGGUGGAAAGUUUCCUCAGAGGAGCGACUUCCUAUGCAGACCAAAUGUUCCUCCUGAAGAGGGGACUACUAGAGCACAUCCUGUUCUGCAUCAUAGACAGCGGCUGUACGUCAAGAGAUGUCCUACAGAGCUACUUUGAUCUGCUGGGAGAGCUCAUGAAGUUCAACAUUGAUGCCUUCAAAAGAUUCAACAAAUAUGUCAACACUCCGGAGAAGUUUCAGACCUUCCUGACACAGAUCAACAGUUCUCUGGUGGACUCCAACAUGCUGGUGCGCUGCAUCGUCCUGUCUUUGGACCGCUUUGAAAGCCAGACUGAAGAUGUCAAAGUGGUGGAGGUGCUGUCUGAAUGCUGCCUGCUGUCCUACAUGGCCAGAGUUGAGAACAGGCUGUCCUUCCUCUUCCGACUCAUCAACAUCAUCAACGUACAGACACUCACACAGGAAAACGUGAGCUGUCUGAACACCAGUUUGGUGGUCUUGAUGCUGGCCAGAAGAAAGGCUAAACUGCCCUUCUACCUCAACGCCCUGCGGGAGAAGGAGUAUGCCGAGAAGUACCCGGGCUUCCUGCUCAACAACUUCCACAACCUACUGCGCUUCUGGCAGCGCCAUUACCUCAACAAGGACAAAGACAGCACCUGUCUGGAGAACAGCUCCUGUAUCCCCUUCAGCUACUGGAAGGAGACGGUGUCGGUGCUGCUGGGCUCAGAUAGGACUUCUCUGUGUGCCAUAGCGAGCUACAUCGAUGAGCCCUUCAUGGAUCUUGACAAAGACCUGCUGGAAGAUUGACCUCCUGUGUGUGCACACUCAGUGCCCGGGGGUGGGGGGGGGGGCCAGACGGUCACAGGGAGCCAGACGGUCACAGGGAGCAUGGACGCCUAAAGCUGGUGAAGACUCCGCUGAGCUCAUCCGGGCGCUUUGUGACUGCGCUCUGGAUGUAAAGACUCGCCUGUUUUUUCCGUCUGUACCUUUCGAAAUCGAGGCCGUCGUCUCGCGCGUGAUUGGACGUCAUCGACUCACUAAGUUCCCAAACCUCUUCAAAGCAAGAGGUGGAAACCUGUCUGCCCGCCCCAGAUCGCCAUCACCGUUUAAACACACAGUUAAGGGACCUUGCAUAAUGACACCUGCAUUGGUUGUUUGCUUUAGGUGAAAUUCAAAUAGAGCCUUUUUUAUAUAACCUAUAUAAAAUUCUAUGGAGAAAAAAAAGUGUAUGAUUCAACAAAGUAUAUGUUAGAAAGAAGAAAAAAAAAAAAACAAGAAAAAAAACAGAUUCUUUUCACGUGGACUUUGUUUGAAAAUGGCCACAGUUUGAACGCAGGAGUGUCAAUGGUCUCACUCUCCCACUACCGGCGCUCUCUCUGUGGACUCCAUGCCUCUCCACUGCCUGGCUCGUGGGGGGGGGGGGGCUGGUGGUGGAGUUUUAGCAGGGGGUCUUCUCAAUGAACAGCAUUUUCAUUUAACCCGUCUGUGGGUCUAUUUUAUUAGGUGGCUGUUGUUGAUUGGUGCUUUCUGGCUCUACUCGGCACGUUUAGGUAGCUCGUGGGCCGGCUGACGACUUUCCCAGACCCCACGGCGGCCCCCCUCACUGGAAACCAUCCACUUUGUUGUGGCUCCCUCGCCCAGGGACUCGUUUCUUUACCAGGUUCUUUUUUUGUUGUUGAUUUACUUUUGUCUUGUUGAAAACAAUGGAUUUUUAGCUCUGGAUGAACUGUAGAAUAAAACAUUGCACAGAUGACAUUGUUUUUAUUGUUUAUGUUUUACCACAUUUUGUUGAUUUAAAAAAAACAAAAAAAAAAAAACAUUUUUCCUUUUUGUAACAGAACUUGUACCCAUAUUUGUGAGAGAUGCUUUGGGAAGAGAAUAAACUAUGCAGGCGUUAGUGUUAAAGAAACCACUUUUCAUUGUUCCGGUCCAGACAACGUUUCUGCGAAUUUGCCUUCUGCCCGACACCAUCGCCGUCGACCGCUUUCCGCUGGUCUCUCAAAAUGUUUGACCACGAGCUGGGAUGUAACGGCUCUGUUUGCAUGGCAUAAUCGCGACUGUGUUGACGUGUUUCACGGCCUGAAUGUGCAGCUGUUUUAUGGAAACGGAAGACGCAGAGCUAACGUCUUAGAUGAAACGGACCCGACCAUAUGUAUGUAUGAAUGUAUGUAUGAGCUACCUCAUAUUUUGUCCCAACUCCGUACAGAUCAAACCACUUCUAAUGACAAGUGUACAGUUUUACUCCCAGCAUGUCAUGAGUCAUAAUAAAUGUUCAUGUGAAUGUAUAAGGGCAUUUCUACAGUUAUCCCGAUGCCAUGAGUUGCUAGUGCUAUGCCGCCUUGGGAUGCAAACACAAAACGUCCUUUACACUUUGAAAGCCUUUUAUUUGCUUUAAAGCUAAUUAACCAGAAAUGUUUCCUUUCUUUUCUUUUUUGUUUUCUAGCUUUCAUUCAGCAUGUCUUAAUUCUCUUGAUGGGUGUGUGCACAUACUUUGAAUUAGUUCCUCUUUUGUGCUUUGCAGUGAAGUUGAUGCAGGUACAAUUUACAAGUGCUUCUCUCACAGAUCCUCAGUCUGUCUGCCGGAGGCCCCAGAUAAUUGCCGUGGUUCCUCGAUAACAUGAUGUGAUUUGACACGGGGUACCUCUGCAGCGGUGUUAUACUCUUAAUACAGACCGUGUGUUGUCAUUGACACAAAACCUCUUUUUAUCACUCCAGCCAUCCACCAUGGAAGUCAAUGACGCUAUUGUUAGAGAAACAUGAAUGUUGUGAGCGCUCUUCUGGAGCAACUAUGUAAACAAUCUCUGAACCUUGACUUCUGUAGCUUUGUGAUCUGAACCUCAGAGCGAGUGAUCCCUCUAUGAUGCACAAGAGAAAUGGUUCUCAACACUUCUGCUGUAUGUGGUGUGAUGCUCCUCGUAGGCCUUAGAUUUCAUUUACUGAUUUGUAUAGAAAAUGGUGACAUGUGAUCCCCUCGGCCAAGAACAUGCUGCACAGUGUUGAACAGAACACUUAUUUGUUUUUUUUAUUUUAGAUCACUGACGCUUUGACUUUAUUUACCGGAGGUUCAUGUAAUGUUCGGCAUGAAGACGGUUUGUUAUUGGAUACGUUUUGCAUCUAGUCCAUAACUCACUCGGACCAUGUGGUGCUUUUUGUUUUUUGAUGGAAUAUGAUUAUGUCUCGGCUCACUAUGAUCGAUAGCAUCUACUGUUUGUCGAAAGGAACGACUUUUAAGAGAUGUGAACGCAGUUAAUGGUGUAAAAUCGUGAUUAUGAAUUAAUUUUAGAUAAGAAGCCAUGCUUUUUCAUGUGUGUUUGCAUUGAAUAAUGCAUAGAAAUCCCUCCACGGUUAUGUUAAGAAUUCACCUCUGCACACAAAUGUUUUAAUCUCUUUCUUGAGCGACGGAGAGAAGAUUAUUGUUUUAGGUUUCACAUUCUACUAUAGCUACUUCUGUAACCAACUUUCACCCACUUGUUCCUCCUCUAAUGCUGGUAUUGAACUUCAUUUUCCUUACUUAACAGCUGUUUGUCAAAUUAAUAUUAUAAUAAAUUCUUCUUUAGACCUUCA